Lymnaea stagnalis (great pond snail) is the source of this 6456-nucleotide messenger RNA. Lineage: Eukaryota; Metazoa; Mollusca; Gastropoda; Lymnaeidae. The record is from the annotation of a GenBank genome assembly.
AAUAAUGUGACACAAUAUGGCGGAUGCGCUUCUUCUUCUUGCUCUGAAGGGCCAAUCUAAACAUUUAACGUUGUGCAAUAAAAAUCUAGAAAAAAUCCCCCAAAUUAUUGGGAAAUUAGAUUUUAUAUGUCAACUGCAACUGAAAAAUAAUAAAAUUAAGACUCUUCCUAUAGAGAUUUGCAAUCUUCAUAAUGUAGGUCGAUUCAAAAGUAUAAACUAUAUAAUUAUAAUUAUAACUUAAUAAGUCUAUAGUCUAUAACUAUACUAUAACUAAUUUGUCAAAAUCAAUUACUGAUUGAUUACUGUCUAUACUCUAUUAGUAUUACUGUCUAAGUACUCUAGUAGUAUCUAGGCUUAUAGAUUUAAUUAUUAUAGCUACAGUAUUCGUCAAUAUUAAAAAUUAAAUAAAAGGUAUAAUUAUAAUAAUAAACUAGAUAAUAAUUUAAGUUUAAGUAUUACUAUUAUCAUAUUAUGACUUAUGUUAGCCAUAUUAUUAUUAUUAUGGUUAAUUUUAAUAUACUAUGCUAUGCUAUAUUUAAUAUACAAAAAAAAAUUGUUUGUUUAGGUCUUCUUAGCCCUUUGCAUGAUGCUAGGCCUAUUCUAAAUACAUAAUUUUUUUAUUAAGAAAAUUAUGUCAUGAGUCAUAAGAUUUAAAUUUUAACUACCAUAUUUAUUGGCAUGUAACACACACUUUUUCUCCCUGAAAAUAGGGGGCAAAUGUUGUGUGUGUGUUAUGCUGAUAUAAUCGUACAUACCGCAUAGCUGCGCAAAUGGUGCGUGUUAUACGCCAAUAAAUACAGUACUUCUUAGAUAAAUUACAUUUUUAAUAUUAUAUAACUAUAUUCAUAAAAAUGUCAACACAAUAUUAAGCUAGGCCUGAAAAUAUGAAAUAUCUAUUUUUUAAAUUAUAUUAUUUUAAUUAUAAUUUCAAAGGACUUGGUACUUAAACAAAUGUUGAAUUUAAAUUAUGCUUCAGGGAAUAAGUUAAUACUAGACAUUGCCAAAAAUUAUCAACCACCAAUAAAAUAUUUACACUGGUAGCACAGAAAUAAGCUUUAAAAAAAAAAACAGAAUCUCCAUUUCAUUCUGUAUAUUUUUCCCUGUAUUUUAUGCAUGUUUUUGUUUAUUGUAUUUUCCUUUUUGAAAUAGGAGAUAACUAAUUUUUUUUUUAUUCCAACUGUAAAAUAGCUACAAAUUCUCAAUUUGGGUAACAAUGCUCUUGAGGAAUUUCCUUCUCUUCUUCAACACCUUCAAAGUCUUCAAAAGCUUCACCUAUUUGGAAACAACAUCAGCCUCAUUGAUGGGAAUUCUCUCAGUAAAUAACAAAAAUUUAGGCUCCUUUUUAAAGAUUGCAUUCAUUUAAAUAACAUUUAUAAAAGAAAACUAACUAACAAAUCAACAUUAUUUACAUUUUUUUUCCAUAUAUUUUGCUACUACAACUUAAACAUUGCAGAUUAUGAACACUGAUGUACUCUGAGAUCACACAAAUAAUUGUAGUUUCGAAGCAUACUAAAUUUGUUAUCUCUGUUAAAUUUAUCCAGAUGGUUUUAAGAAGUUGAAACUACUAAAUAUGAAUGGAAACAAGCUAAAAACAUUGCCCCCAGAAAUUUGCAAGUAAGAGGGUAAUCGAAAAAAAUGUAAUUAAAAAAUAACUAGGGUUACAUUAAAUAUUUUUAACACAAGUACCAAUAAUAAAGAUCGUUUCAACUUUCAUAAAAAUAAAUAGCUAAAAUCUCUACUGAUCUUUCUUUACAGACUUGAGAGUAUUGAGCAUUUAUCUAUUGAUAAAAAUCAACUUAAUGAGUUGCCUGUAGAGUUUUGUGCCUUGAUAACAUUAAAGGAGUUUCAUGUUGCUGCCAAUUGUCUAACAUCUUUACCCCUUGAGAUGGGAUACUUAAUCAACCUGGAAAGUCUAUAUAUACAACAGAAUAAAAUCAGAGAGCUUCCAGAGGUUACAAACUUUUUUUUUUUUUUUUUUCAUUAGCUUCUGGUGGUGAUGGAGAGGGGAAGAAACUGAUAGCAACAUUACUCUGCAUUAUACUCUCUGCCCCUAUCUUGUUGAUAUCUUCAAAAACAAGCCAAGUUUAAUAGAAUGCUUCCAGAGGUUACAAACUUUUUUUUUUUUUUUUCAUUAGCUUCUGGUGGUGAUGGAGAGAGGAAGAAACUGAUAGCAACAUUACUCUGCAUUAUACUCUCUGCCCCUAUCUUGUUGAUAUCUUCAAAAACAAGCCAAGUUUAAUAGAAUGAAAAUGUUUUUUUCCAGUUAUAAUAAAUCAUUAAAAAUUAAAGUUAAACAAUACGUAGCUCUCUCUUCAAGUAUGAACUAAAGGCACACAAAACGUUAAUAAAUCAAUAAAUUAAUUUGUAGCACACCAUAGGCCUACUAUGUGUUUUCAAAAUAAUGACGUCAAAUCAUGUGUUGUACUAAUUACCUAUACAAUGUAUUCAUUAGAGCCUGGGAAAGUGCUACAGAUUAAGAUACCUUGAUGUAGGAGCAAAUGAGCUUAGGAUAUUUCCAACAGAGGUGAAUCCAUAUUUUUUUAAUAAUUAUUGCAGGGCUAUUUUAUAGAGCUAAAUAACUUUUUCUUUUUUAAAAAAAUAAAAAAAGUAUCAGACAUAUUUUGUCAAUAUGUGCAGUUAAAAAUACAUAGUUUUAUAAAAACCUGACAACUUGAACUGGAUUUCAAUUUUAGAUUAGCAUAAUUUAUUUUCUUAUAUGCAAUUACCUGUGACUUCAAAAUAGGAAAGAUCACUUAAUUUUAAAAAAAAAUUUAAUAGGACUAAAGAAAUCACAAUUUCAAUUAUUAAUAAAUUAUUUAAUUAAAAAUUGCUUCACAUUUUUCAAUGAAAUACAUAUGCAACAUUGGCUACUUUUUUUGUUGCAGUGUACAAACAAAUCAAGUUCCAUAAAGAUUUUGUGCAAUGUUGUUCAUGAAAUGUAACCUUUACACAUUUAUGAAUAUAGUUUAAGGUUCAUAUUAUUAUUAUAAUUUUUCUAUAUUAAUUUUUUUAAUUGACAUUUUCAUUCAAAUUAAUUCCUUAAUUCUAACAUUCUUUUUCUGUACAAGACAUGGAUUACAUAAAAUAAUAUUAGAAAACACUAGUUACUCAUGCACAUUUGUUUUAAUUUAGGCUACAAAAAUAAAAUAGUGUUCCCCAAACCAUUCUUGCCCCACAUCUCAGCCCUUUAUUGGAAGUGUUUAAAAAAGGGUGUCUCCAUGCUGCCUCCAGGAACAUUAAAUUUUAGUUUUACUGCCUGUUUAAAAACUAGAGAUUCAAUGUUGUUUGAUUUAACUUACAAUAAGUGAGAAAUAUCUUUGAAUGGCAAUAAAUGACUUAACAUUGGUCACCUUAAAUCAUCUUCCCUUCUUUUAUAAAAAACUUAAUACAUUCCCUAUCUCAGAGAAUAAAUGUCCCAACAUAAUUUUCAAAUUGCCCCACGUUGGGAAACACUGACUUAAAGAAUAUAUUUUAAACAUCAAUUAGAAACUUUCAAUAAGUUGUGUGUUAUAUAUUUUUCUCAGUUGUCAAGCCUUCCUUUGAGGGAACUUUACUGUGAAGAGAAUCCACUGUUGCAGAACUUACCUGUUUUUUCUGUACAAGAAGAGGAGAUUCUUUCCCUAAAGGUAAUUUAAUGACCUACCUUUCUAAUAUAAGAUUCUAAAGGUCAUGUGCAUUUUAAGAUCAUUCAUUUUGCUAUUGAAAAAGAAAUUUAAAAAAAAAAUAUUAAAAAAUGCUGUGAAUCUUCAACCAAAUAAUUCUAUUUGAUUAAUUCUUGAUUAUCACAUUAUUAAUUUAUCAUGUUUCAGGAACUUUGUGCUAGAUUUGUUAUGAAAGAGCUGAAAGACAGGUAUACACUUUAUACAUUUUGGAAUGAUUUAGAGAAAAUAUGUCAAUACAAACUAUCAGAUUUAAAGAAAAAUUUCAAGCUAUAAAUGUUUUAAUAAUUUUAUUUUCAAUUUCAGAGGUUCCAGUAUGAGGCGGAACAUUCGCUCUUACCCAGAUGUCCGCAAUAUGUUGGCUCAGUCAAGCAAGUGUGCAGUGUGUAGUAAUGCAUUUCUCAACACAUGGUUAGAAUGUGUCAAGUUUGUUGAUGCCAAGAAGGUAUCAUAGCAUUUUUAUUAUUAUUAAUAAUUUGUAUGUUCUGUUUCAUAAAUUCUUCACUGCAGAUAAAGCAUUUUUUAAAAUCUUUGUGAUUUUUUUACUGUAUCAGUAUGGUUCAAAUGCAAAUCGUCAUGGAGUAAGAUGGAGCAUGAUUUCAUUGAAUUAAAGCCAAAGAAAAAUGUCUGAUUUGCCUUUCCUUAACAUGUUUAUCCGCUUAUUCCACAGGAUUUGAGACUAGUUUCAAUGUCUGGACUCAUCCCAGUGAGAGCUCUUCUGUGUUCCUACAAGUGUUUUAAUGCAGCUGGGCACAGUUACUAUGGAGUUGCCUUUCCAUAAUAUAUGGCAUCCUUCCGUCUUCGCGAGACGAUGGAGUAGCUAUGUAGGACUACAUUUCGACGGGUGGCUCACUAGGCCAGUCCUGAAAUGACAAUCUCGACUGCAUUUCUCGCAGGAGAAUAUUGAUUCCUGGUUGGACUUGUCCUUCCGUAUUGUUCUUUUUGUUGCAAGGGCUUCAUUUUGCUCAUCUUCUGCCUUUUUGACUCCUUCAUGCACUGCUGUUCGCCAGCUGGAAUGUUGUACGGCAAUGAUCACCCAUUUGCUGAGUUCAAUAACACAUGUUGAUUUUAUUAGGUUUGUGAUGUGAAUUGCUGGAUAAAACAAAAAUCUUUCAUCUAAGUAAAUGCAUUAGUUUUCUGAGUAUCUUUUUCCAAGUGAAUUUAUGAGUAAUAAAAUCCAGAAAACCCAAAAAGUUCAGCAUGAGAGAUGUAAGUUUUUUUAUUUAAAAAGGAGUAACAUAGCUAUAAAGUUCGAAUCAAGGGUUUCCACCCAAGGACUAUGACUUUUUUCACUGUAAAUAGUAAAUCAUGUUUAUAAUUUAUAACAUUGACUAAUGCGGCAAGAAAUCUUUUGAGUUGUACACCAGACUUGUACCACAAGAAUAAGUUCAAAUAAUAGGACAGGUUGUCGCUGUUUGCGAAAAAAAAUAUGUUUAACCCAUUUGCUCUUUAAUAAAUUUCUUUUGUUUAAAAUAUAUAUACACAAGAAUUACUAUUUUGCAUUAUCAGAGAGUAGACAGAAAAAUAUAAAAAAUGCAUUAUUUUCAUGUUCAUGUUAUUACUCAUUCAGUUAUUGCCAGUCUUUUUAAAUCAUUAAAAAAUAGAAUCACUUUCAAGUUCCAAUGACUGGAUCAUGAGAAUCAUAUUUACAUACCAUACCGGUAUAUGCAUGUAUAUCAGGGGUGCGAGCCAUACUCUCAAAGUCGCAGUGAUUUUGAAGUAGAUAGUGCACCCUUCUGCUCAAACAUAACCAAGAGCAAGGGAGAAAUCAAAUUUUCCCUGACAUUUUGAUUUUAUGCAAUUGUCAACCGCACACAUUGAAAUUUAAGUGCUACAUCUGCAUUGCUAAUAUGUAACAUUUAUUAAAUGAUACACAACGAAAAAGACUCACUUCCAAGUGAUUUUUGGACUGUAGUGAUUAUCCAAGUGAUCUUUUAAACAGAGCAGCCCAGCACUCAUAAAGGAAAUACCAUGCCAUUACAAUCUAUCACAAUUUUGCUCACUGUUAUUCACUUCCGCAAAAUGUUUUAAUAUUCAGAAGCAAAAUUUAGAAAUAAAGAUGGUUAUUUGAUCAUAUUUAACAAAUAUUAGUUAUAUCUACGUUUAAAAGGGGCAUGUAACUCCCAAGAUUAUAGUGCAACCUAUUUGUGAGUCAACCACAAAUACCUUCGUUGACAACCCCAAACUUAAUAUAACUGGGACCUAUAUACUGGCGCGUCCUAUAUGGGAGUAUAUCCAUGAUAAUCCAAAUGCUAUGAUUUGGACCUAUAUACUGGCGCGACCUAUAUGGGAGGAGUAUAUACAUGAUAAUCCAAAUGCUAUGAUUGGGACCUAUGUACUGGCGCCACCUAUAUGGGAGUACAUCCAUGAUAAUCCAAAUGCUAUGAUUGGGACCUACAUACUGGCGCCACCUAUAUGGGAGGAGUAUAUCCAUGAUAAUCCAAAUGCUAUGAUUGGGACCUAUAUGGGAGGAGUAUAUCCAUGAUAAUCCAAAUGCUAUGAUUUGAUCCUGUUUCAAUGUUGAAGAUGUUCGCCCUGUCAAAUAAAAUAAAAUUUCUUUCUGGUGAGUGUGGGAAAGUCAACUCACUCAUUGACAUGCAUGACAGACCCCAAGCCUUUGAAGUACACCUGUCCCUUGAAAUGACAUAUGUUCUUUGUAUUCUAAUCAUUUAUUUGCCAGAAAAAAGUAUCUGUAUUUCCAGUAAUUUUAAAUACUAACAUCCAGAAUAUUUUGUUUAAAAUCUAUUCUAUUUGUUGUCCCAGCAUUUGCUGUGUGUUGACCAUUGUGAAAUAUGGC